Triticum turgidum subsp. durum (durum wheat) is the source of this 555-nucleotide messenger RNA. Lineage: Eukaryota; Viridiplantae; Streptophyta; Magnoliopsida; Poales; Poaceae. The record is from the annotation of a GenBank genome assembly.
AUGGCUGGAAAAGGAAGCUAUGUUCCGCCGCAGUAUGUUCCGUUAUAUGGUCUAGACACUGAGGAGGAUAGUGUUCCUGAGGUGGAGGAGAACAUUGCCACGCGCCAAGGAUUAAGCCGGGAUCCUACACAAUGGUCUUCAGGCAUUUGUGCUUGUUUUGAUGAUCCACAGAGCUGUUGUAUUGGUGCGACUUGCCCCUGCUUUCUCUUUGGAAAAAAUGCACAGUUCUUGGGAUCUGGAACUCUCGCUGGAUCAUGCACUACGCAUUGCAUGCUUUGGGGCCUUCUGACAAGUUUCUGCUGUCUGUGUACUGGGGGGCUUGUAUUAGCAGUUCCAGGGUCUGCUGUUGCUUGUUAUGCUUGUGGAUACCGCCAAGCACUAAGAACAAAGUACAACCUUCCGGAAGCACCAUGCGGCGAUUUGACGACACACUUAUUCUGCCAUCUGUGUGCGAUAUGCCAAGAGUACAGGGAGAUCCGCGAGAGAACAGACAGUGGCACCUCUUCAGCUCCUGAUGUUACCCCACCUCCGGUGCAGACAAUGGAUGAACUUUGA